Messenger RNA from Drosophila mauritiana, 844 nucleotides. RefSeq names its product nucleolar protein 16. The coding region runs from base 108 to 731 and encodes 207 amino acids. Lineage: Eukaryota; Metazoa; Arthropoda; Insecta; Diptera; Drosophilidae. The transcript has 3 exons. Gene Ontology annotation, cellular component: nucleolus. Gene Ontology annotation, biological process: ribosomal large subunit biogenesis. The record is from RefSeq and is a predicted model, not a curated record.
GCACCACGGUCACUCCUAACAUCUGCAACACGUGCGGUUUUAAAAUUGUUUUGGUCCAUUCAAUUGGUUUUAAACAUCGUUUGAUUCAUUAAUUAAACCUUCCAACAAUGAAAAUCCGCAAGAAUCAUGCUCGCAAGCGUUAUCGCUACAAUGUAAACCGCAAGACGAUGAACAAAACUCGGAGUUCCACCGGAAAAAUUAAAGAUCCCAGGAUGAAAAAGAUGUGGAUGGAGGACCAGCGUGUGGGCACCAACUUCAGUGAAAUGGGUUUGGCCAAGGACGUCAACAAGGCCAUUGCGAUCCCCAGCUACAAGAAGGACCGUCUCCUGGCGGCCCGAGUUGUGAAUGGGUUUUUGGAGGAAGAGCUGGACGAGGAUGAGCGGCGGGUAUUGGGCCUCAAGAAACCAGUCGUAGAGGAGGGUCCAAAACGCGGACACGUAGUCCAGGAACUAGAACAACUGGCUAGCGAGCGUGCCGACCCAGAGUUCAGAUUACCCAAGGGCGUGGUCAAGGAACUGUCCUACUUUCUUAACAAACAUAAAUUUAACUACAAGGCGAUGGUGGCCGAUCGGAAAAACUUUGGCCAGUGGACGUGGCGGCAGUUCCGCUUGAAGAUUCGCAGAUUUAUGUCGAUUCCGGAACAGUUUAACGUUUACCUGGAGCAGAAAAAGUUGCCCGUGGGCGUGAAACCUGACUGGGAGGAAUACGAGUCGGACAGUGAAUGGAAAUAAUGGCUCUUGACCAAUGUACAUUAUAGUCGUUUUCGGGUUCUAAUGCUAUUACUUGUAAUGUUUAGACUUACUUUAAUUCUUUUAAUACAAUAAAAUAGGCAAGUAAAGACGAA